Molecule: messenger RNA, 1635 nt
Organism: Medicago truncatula (barrel medic)
Lineage: Eukaryota; Viridiplantae; Streptophyta; Magnoliopsida; Fabales; Fabaceae
Product: mannose-1-phosphate guanylyltransferase 1
Exons: 5
Coding region: 188-1273 (361 amino acids)
Biological process (GO): GDP-mannose biosynthetic process
Molecular function (GO): GTP binding; mannose-1-phosphate guanylyltransferase (GTP) activity
Source: RefSeq, a predicted model, not a curated record
UACGAGACGAAAUUGCGGCAUUGAUUUUCUUCACAAUCUUCUUCUCUUCUUCUAGAUUCCGACUCGCCGUGUUGACUCGGUCCGGGUCGGGGUUUAACCGCGCAAAACUCACUUCUCAAUCUCGAUUUUCAAAUUCUCACACAGAUCCAAAUCCUCUACUACCGAGGAAAACAAAGGACUUAUCACAAUGAAGGCAUUGAUUCUGGUUGGGGGGUUUGGAACUAGGUUGAGGCCAUUGACACUCAGUGUUCCUAAGCCUCUUGUUGAUUUUGCUAACAAACCCAUGAUUCUGCAUCAGAUAGAGGCUCUUAAGGCGACUGGAGUCACUGAAGUGGUACUGGCCAUUAAUUACCAACCAGAGGUUAUGUUGAAUUUCUUGAAGGAUUUUGAAGCAAAGCUUGGCAUCACGAUUAGUUGUUCCCAAGAAACUGAACCAUUAGGAACUGCAGGGCCCCUGGCUCUUGCUAGGGACAAGCUGAUAGAUGACUCUGGAGAGCCAUUUUUUGUUCUUAACAGUGAUGUUAUAAGUGACUACCCACUUAAAGAAAUGAUUGAAUUCCACAAAUCCCAUGGAGGGGAAGCUUCCAUAAUGGUAACAAAGGUUGAUGAGCCAUCAAAAUAUGGUGUGGUUGUUAUGGAGGAGACAACAGGGCAGGUUGAGAAAUUUGUUGAAAAACCAAAGUUGUUUGUUGGUAACAAAAUCAAUGCUGGAAUUUACCUAUUGAACCCCUCUGUUUUGGAUCGAAUUGAACUGAGGCCCACUUCUAUCGAAAAAGAAAUUUUUCCAAAGAUCGCUGCAGAGAAAAAGCUAUAUGCAAUGGUCCUGCCUGGAUUCUGGAUGGACAUCGGACAACCUAGGGACUAUAUCACUGGCUUGAGGCUUUACCUGGACUCACUGAGGAAGAAGUCUUCUUCUAAGUUGGCCGGUGGAUCUAACAUUGUGGGGAACGUUAUUGUGGACGAAACAGCCAAAAUUGGUGAGGGAUGUCUCAUUGGACCUGAUGUUGCUAUCGGUCCUGGCUGCAUUGUUGAGUCUGGUGUUAGGCUUUCGCGCUGCACAGUAAUGCGAGGAGUCCGGAUCAAGAAACAUGCUUGCAUUUCCAGCAGUAUUAUUGGGUGGCAUUCCACUGUCGGGCAAUGGGCUCGAGUGGAGAAUAUGACUAUCCUUGGAGAAGAUGUUCAUGUUUGUGAUGAGAUUUACAGCAAUGGUGGUGUGGUUUUACCCCACAAGGAGAUUAAGACAAAUAUUCUGAAGCCAGAGAUUGUCAUGUGAGGUCUAUGUUGCUCAGCAUGUGGUAAGGAGGAGGUAGUAACUUAUUGAGUCCGAAAAUGUUUGUUCUUUUCAAUUAAUUUUUUCUAUAUCCCAUUGCUUUCCUUUCUCCCUACAGUGUACAAGUCAGUUUUGGAUUAGAUUGAGUGAUGCCAUUACAAUAUUGAAAGGUCAUAAUCCUUGUAAAGGGCAUCGGUUUGGUCUUUUGUGCAAAAGUUGUGUAAUUUUAAGUUAUGUAUAGAAAUAAAUUAUCAAUUAGUUGUUUCCAUCAAGUCUUUGCAACUCAUUAGCAAGAUGGCAAGAAUGUAGUUCUAUUUACUUUAAUUGGGCAAUAUAAUAUAAUUCAUGAAUGGUUGUUUUACAAA